GGGCACCCGCCCACCACCCAUCGGCGGCCGCGGCAGUGAAACUGUGCGUUUUGGAUGAUGGUAGUUCCUGGAAAUGCCCCGGUCAUACAGCAGAAUCAUGCUCUGGAGCCUGACCUAGGACGAGACUCAUCGGAGAGCUCUGCCAUGGGCCCUGACACGGAGCCGGCAUCCGAGGAGGUUGGCCCAGAGCUGGAGGAGGUGCGAAAGCUGCGGGAGCUAGUGAGGAGGCUGGAGAUGGAGAAUCAGCACCCAAGAACGAAGAGCAGCAGGAGCACGCUUGGGACGAACACGCAAAGUGAGAUCCACGCUGGUGUGGGUAACCAUAACUCUGGUCUGAAUGGGAUGGAAAUUAAUAAUAGCAUCAAUGCGAUAACUGAGAAGCAAGAAUUGCAGAUAAUGGCAGAUCUGCACAACAAAUUAAGCAAAAUAAGAAAAGAGGAAGGAGAGAACAGCUGCCUAAAAAAAGAUGUAGAUGCCCAAAUGCGAUAUAGUUGCAACAGUGCCACUGAGGAAUUGUCUUCCAACACGCGUAAGGCGGAAACGAAGACCGAUGAUAACGUUAGAUGUUCUUCACGUAUGGAUACAAGCAAUAACACAGAGCUUACGGGAAACGUGGUCAUUGCUGGUAUUGAUUUCUCAGUUAAAAUAAAUGAACAAAAUCCCAAAGAAAAAUGCGGAGAUCUAGAAGGUCUUUCGAAUAACGCAGAUCUGGAUGAAGUGAAAGUGAUAGAACUUGAAAAUUGCACUGAAGAAGAAGAUAGCUGGCUCUAUGUGUCCCCGAGAAAAACUACUACAGAUCAGAAAACGGACUCACCUUUAAAAUGGUGCCGACAAGUGUUGGAUAAUCCCAGUCCUGAGACAGAAGCAGCCUGCCGAACUCUUAUAAACAGACUCGAUCAAGCCAGUAGAUGGAAAAACCUGUAUUGCAGUCCAUUGGCAUCACCAAGCGCACAUAAUUUGAAUACAGAGACAGGCUCCUGUAGCAAUGCACUAAACUCUCCCGGGCAUCUCAAAUCGACUAACAAAGCACUACUAACCUGUGGCAGCUCAGGUUACUUGAGCAUGCAUUCUGCGCUGAGCUCUCAGUCAUCUGUGGACAGUGAGCUGAGUACAUCGGAUGACUCCAUCUCUAUGGGAUACAAACUGCAGGACUUGACUGAUGUCCAGGUUAUGGCACGCCUUCAGGAAGAGAGCCUCCGUCAGGAUUGUGCCUCCAGCUCUGCUUCUGUAUCACGUCGCAGUUCCAGUGCCUCCCUUCACUCCCUGCGCAGAGGUACCUACAGUGACCAGGAGUUCGACACAUACAGCCUUGAGGAUGAGGAUGAUUACGAUUGCUCCCUGUCAUAUCGUAGCGCUCACAGAUACUCGCCAUCUCCGCUCAGUUCGCCCCGAUGUCAGUCCCCUUCUUCCAGUGCAGAUUAUGGCAGGUCAUCUACUUCCCGUAUCCGUCCCCCAAGGAGAUCUGUGCAAAGUCCGAUGCAAGACCGGCUCAAGUACGCAAACAGUGAAGAGGAGAUGCGCCACAGCAUGCCCAACCUGGCCAGGACAAGCCUUCGAGCUUUGGAGUCUGUACGGAGCAGUCGGAGCUUGGAGUCGGAUCUGCAGGUGCCAAGCAGUCGAAUUCCAAGAACUCAGCAACGGUCAGCAGGUCUGGCUCCCAGUAAGCUCAGGUAUUCCUCCAGUGCUGGGCAGCCUCCCUUAACGGUGCGACAACCACUGAAAGCUGGGUCAUGCACAAACUCUCUGUUAACACCCAGGCAGCCAGUAAAAGCCUGCAGUUACACAAGUCCUGUUAGCGGAGUUCGAAAACCACAGGCGUCGUCACUUAGUACAGGCUCUUCCAGUAGCAGUUGCACUACCAGAGGCAGUAGUAUGGUCACUGUGGCAAAAAAUUCACCCAUUAAAGCACGCACAUCUGUUGGAGGAAUCUCGGUGCCCAAGAGCAAGCCGACACCACCAUCCAAGAGAGUUCUCCACUCAGCACAGGCCACUGAGGACGAUUCCUGGAAGGACGGGUGUUACUGA
Gavia stellata (red-throated loon) is the source of this 2025-nucleotide messenger RNA. Its product is annotated as SLAIN motif-containing protein-like. Lineage: Eukaryota; Metazoa; Chordata; Aves; Gaviiformes; Gaviidae. Gene Ontology annotation, biological process: positive regulation of microtubule polymerization; microtubule nucleation; cytoplasmic microtubule organization. The record is from RefSeq and is a predicted model, not a curated record. The transcript is spliced from 9 exons. Gene Ontology annotation, cellular component: microtubule plus-end. Bases 55 to 2025 code for a protein of 656 amino acids.